Messenger RNA from Saimiri boliviensis boliviensis (Bolivian squirrel monkey), 420 nucleotides. NCBI's taxonomy places the organism in Eukaryota, Metazoa, Chordata, Mammalia, Primates, Cebidae. The record is from RefSeq and is a predicted model, not a curated record.
AUGGCAGAGGUACAGCAGAAGCAGCAGAUCUCCCACAAGUUCACCUACCGCGGCGUGGACCUGGACCAGCAGCUGGACAUGUUCUACCAGCAGCUGAUGCAGCUGUACAGUGUACGGCAGCUGCGGCAGCGCCUGCUGUGGAAGCAGCACGCGCUGCUGAAGCGCCUGCGCAAGGCCAAGAAGGAGGCACCGCCCAUAGAGAAGCCGGAAGUGAAGACGCACCUGCGAUACAUGAUCAUCUUGCCCGAGAUGGUGGGCAGCAUGGUGGGCGUCUACAAUGGCAAGACCUUCAACCAGGUAGAGAUCAAGCCAGAGAUGAUCGGCCACUACCUGAGCGAGUUCUCCUUCGCUCAAAAGACCGUGAAGCACAGCCAGCUAGGCAUCGGGGCCACCCACUCCUCCUGCUUCAUCCCCAAGUAG